Messenger RNA from Eleginops maclovinus (Patagonian blennie), 2151 nucleotides. RefSeq names its product carbonic anhydrase VII (gene ca7). NCBI's taxonomy places the organism in Eukaryota, Metazoa, Chordata, Actinopteri, Perciformes, Eleginopidae. Gene Ontology annotation, molecular function: carbonate dehydratase activity; zinc ion binding. The transcript has 7 exons. Gene Ontology annotation, biological process: regulation of intracellular pH. The record is from RefSeq and is a predicted model, not a curated record. The coding region runs from base 176 to 964 and encodes 262 amino acids.
UAGGGGCGUGCCAAGAAAGGGAUAAUUUCCCUUCCCGUUCGGCCCCUACAUAAACUUCAUCAAUAGCUUGUUUGCUUUGCUUGAAAUUCGUGUCCUUCGUCCACGUGCGCACCGGAGUGCGGGAGUCACACACACAUCGACGGCUAGCUCAGCCCUGAGUCCACUCACAGCCACAAUGACAGGGAAUCAAUGGGGAUAUGGAAAAGAUGACGGACCUUCUGCAUGGCACAAAAACUACCCCAUUGCCGAGGGGGACCGGCAGUCUCCCAUAGACAUCGUCCCUAAUCAAGCUCGACAUGACCCCAACCUGGGUCCCAUUGUCCUGAACUACGAUCAUUGCACCUCCAUCAAUAUUGCCAACAAUGGACACUCAGUUGUGGUGGAGUUUGAAGACUCGGAUGACCGUUCAGUCAUCCAGGGAGGCCCUCUUGACAACCCCUACAGGCUGAAACAGUUUCACUUCCACUGGGGCGGAAAGGGCUGCCAUGGCUCUGAGCACACUGUUGAAGGAAACAGUUAUGAUUCUGAGCUUCAUUUAGUACACUGGAAUGCAGUCAAGUUUAAGACAUUUCAAGAGGCGGCAUCAGCUCCUGAUGGCCUUGCUGUCCUCGGUAUCUUUUUAGAAACAGGUGACGAACACAGAUGGCUUCACAUGAUAACAGACGCUCUGUACACGGUGAAGUUUAAGGGCAGUGUUACAGAUUUCAAAGGUUUCAACCCCAAGUGCCUCCUACCCAGCAGCCUCCACUACUGGACCUACCUGGGUUCCCUGACCACCCCCCCUCUGCACGAGAGCGUCAUCUGGAUUGUGAUCAAAGAGCCCAUGAUAGUGUCUGAUAAACAGCUGGGCAAGUUUCGAACACUUGUAUUCACUGGAGAGGAAGAGGAUCAGAGGACACGCAUGGAAAACAACUUCAGGCCUCCCCAGCUUCUCAAAGGCAGGAAAGUGCGUUCUUCCAAUUAACCUGACCCCAAGAGAUCCGAAGUUGUAGACAACAUAUGCUGUUUUAGACCACAAUGAAUGCAUUAAUGUGAUUGUACUUUUUUACCUCAUGGUAGCUUGACCUGAGGUCUUCUGGUCUACUUUGUACAGAAAAGUAAUUCUGAUCACUGCCAGCACAUUGAGAGGCAUGUGUCCCUCUACUGGGCAGACUCUUGAAUGGCAGAGGGAGGAAUCCAUUUUUGAAUGACAUAAGGAAAAUAAAAAGGGAUGUUAUGAAGAAAUCUAAUAAUAUAAUAACUUUUAUAAAACUUUCACAAAGAUGAAAUCACUAUAAGCUAUAUGUUAAUGAAGAUUCAAAGGUUAGAUGUGUACUUUUACCGCCAUAGCAAGAUGAUCUUUAUUGGGUGCUAAUAUGUAACCAGUUAAGCUGUGUACCCGUGCAGUGUGUUUCUGUUUGUAGACUGGUAUUGCACCUCUAUGCCUCCUGCAGAUUCACAGCACUGUCCUCUUAGCGGAUCCCUACGUUGAUCCAGCCUACUGCUGAUAGAUUCCCUGUCCUUGUGGACGUAGAUCCCUCACAGUCCAACAAUCUGAACUGGAGGUGGGAUUAGAUUAACGCUGCUUGAAAGUCUCGGGUCCUUUUUUAAAGCUUAACAGGCUGUGAUACAACCCCCAAGAGGAGGAUUUAUUAUGUUUAGCGUGCUCUUCAGAUUUAACAAAAAGCAGUGUUCCCUCUGUCUGCCAUUCACACAGUUCUAUCAGGAAGCCAAUGAGUUCAGUAUUUUAAUCAAACUUUGACAUAUGACCCGGCAUUCUGCUUGAAGUGUUUCAUGGUCUGGUCUGACAUUUCUGCUAUGCAGGAGGUGAUGCACACUGUCAGAAGCUCAUCUCUGAAGCUGCCCUUUUUUUCAAAGGAAACGUGUGCACAGUCUCUGAACUGUAAAUGUGUGACAGAGGCCCUGGUGUCUCACUGAGGAGAGUUAUGGCAGCUUUGUGUAAUGCUGUUCCUUAUUUAGAUGGGCUUGGAUUACACUAAUGCCGAGGUAUGGCAGGGAUAAACGUACAACCAAACGCACACAUGGGGAAUGAAACCUCAGUUAUGAUUGUUAUGUGUUUGUGUGAAAGAACAUUAACUUAUGGGUGGUUUGAAUGUUUUUGUAAUUCAUUCAUUUGUGAUAUUUGCUGAAUGAAAUAAAAAUAAAAAGUGA